Molecule: messenger RNA, 3875 nt
Organism: Leptidea sinapis
Lineage: Eukaryota; Metazoa; Arthropoda; Insecta; Lepidoptera; Pieridae
Gene: Dlg5
Product: disks large homolog 5
Exons: 16
Coding region: 32-3841 (1269 amino acids)
Molecular function (GO): protein binding
Source: RefSeq, a predicted model, not a curated record
CACGGACCUGCAGGACUUCGAAUGGGAGACGAUGGAGCUAGAGCUGGUGGGGUCGAGUGGGUCGGGGUCGGACUGCGGCCUGGAGCUGUGCGGCGGGCGGGAAACGCCCUGCUUCCCCGGCGAUACCGCCAUCUACGUGGCCAGCAUCACGCCGGGCUCCAUCGCUGACGGAAAACUGCGCGUGUUGGACCGCAUCACGGAGGCGUGCGGCGUGUCGCAGUGGUCGCGCGGCGAGGCGUGUGCGGCCGCCCUGCGCGCGGCGCUGGCGCAUGCGGCGCCGCACAGUGUGCCGCACGUGCGGCUGCCGCUCAGGGUGCAGCGCGCGCGGGCCACGCGCACCCUGCUGAGGGUCGCCGCGGCCGGGAUCUCCUUGCAGCAAGGUAUAUUCAUCAGCAAAGUAGCAAGCGGCAGUGCGGCCGCGAACGACGGAAACCUUUACGUGGGGGAUCGAGUCGUGAGCAUAAACAACCGUUCUGUGGAAGGUGUGAAGAGCGCGUCAGAGGCCAUGGCCCUGCUGCGGGACACCCAGUACGACUGUGUGCUGCUCACAGUGCUGCGGCCGCUGUACCCGUGCUGCGACCCCGCCGCGAGGUACCGCCGCAGACCUAACAGAAUGUCGAUGUUGGAGAAGUCAUACAAAGAGGAGAAGCCCUCGAUGUGCUCGCAGCAGGAGGAGUGGCAGACGCGGGCCUUCACACCGCCUCCCACGCAGGCUAAGUUGGAGGAAGGUCUGGGUGCAGGCGAGUUUGAGCGGCGCUACGUGUACCACGUGGCGGCUGGCAGCCAGGGGAAGAUACACCAUGAGAGAGGUACAUGGGACAUGAUCCGGGGCAAGAUAGAGGCGGUUACUGGACGCAGCAAAUGUAAAGAGAAACAAAAUAAGGUGCCUGAAUCGGACGCUAUCGCUGAGUUAGACUCCGUUAUCGACAGUUAUCAUGGCAAGACAAUCAAAGAAACCAGUAGUGUACUGAAGCGAUCACGACGGAAAAACAAAGAAUCACAAAAUGAUGUCAAGAACGGUGGCACGUGGCCAAAGGCCAGAGCCAACUUUAUCCUCGAGGAUAACGCUACCGGCACCAUAGUACAACCACGGUCCAGGAAGGAGAGGCCACCACUAUCUAUUCUACUCAGCCCGCCGACCAAGCUUCCCCCGGAACCUCAACGAUCCAAUACGAAUCGUAAUUCGAACCCUAUUCCUUUAGGCCACUUGCCGUUAACACAGGUGACAGCACCCGCAAGACACUCUGUCUACAAAUCCAUAGAAUCGACCCCCACCAUCGAACAUUUCCCAAAGCCUGCCCCGCUUACCAUUCACAACCCUUUUGCUUCACCAAACACAAUGAAUUUCGAGAAAAGCAGAACAUUAGAAAAGCACAGAGAGAAGCAUUCUAUAAGCGAUUAUGAGCAUGAUGUCACGCCUAAUAGACUUAGCUUAGUACUGAAUCCUUCGGAUGACUCGCUGGACUACCAGCCUCAACCGAGGAGUCGAACGAAGAGUCCACAUUCCUUAGACUUCAUGGUGAACAAAGGGCCUAGUUCUUUGGAUUUUGUAACGCGCAAGUCACCGAGUUCGCUAGAACAUUCCAUAAAAAACCACUCGGGGAAAGACAUACUCGAUAACUAUUAUACAGCGAAGAAAUCAUCCCCGAAAACCGUGAACAAGUAUCCAUCAGACAGCGAUAGUUUCGGUCCUGAUAGUUUGAACAGCAAUGCAAACUUUCCUAUGACAGGCACUCUACCUUCACAGAAUAGAUUACAAUCGCAGUAUUAUAGAGGGCCGUUCACGAACUCUAACCCGCACAAUUCGAGUCGCUACACACAUCUUUCCAGCCCGACUAACAUACCCCAGAGUCAAUCCGGGGAGAGCAUUGGAACCAGUUACGAGAUGCAUUCAUUCCCUUCUCACACGCAUAACAUGUCCGAUCUUAAUCCAGUUCCGAGAGUCAAUAGAGAUUAUCAUCACACAUACGAGGGCGGCACGUUUCCGAGAAAGAAAGAAAACCAAAGGUUUCGAAUACCUUCAAACCCUAGUGUGACAUCAAAGAAUUCUGCAGGGAAACUCAGCACGGGUUCUAUCGAAAGGAGUUCGGAAAGAAACUCGCCGAUGCCUACAUUUCAUGUUGAAGUCUUGAGUCCAGGUCACGGAGUUAAACAACUAACGCACAAAACAAGAAACUCCAUGCCUGAGUACUGUGGAUUAAGUUGGAACAAGCCCUUACCCGGAGAGUUGCGGCGAGUACAUAUCGACAAGAGUCAACAACCUCUUGGUAUACAGAUAUACUGUCCGCCCAGCAGCGGAGGCGUGUUCGUGUCGACGGUGAACGAGAACUCAUUGGCUAGUCAAGUCGGCUUGCAGGUCGGCGAUCAGUUGCUCGAAGUGUGCGGGAUCAACAUGCGCUCCGCUACGUACACCCUCGCCGCUAGCGUGCUGAGGCAGAUAGGCAAUUCCAUCACAAUGCUCGUGCAAUACAGUCCUGAGAAGUACAAAGACGAGAUGGAGACCCCAGGAAGUUCCUCGUCCGGAGAGACUUCUAAUGACGAGGAAGUUUCUUUAUCAGGUUCACCCACACCCAGAAAUUCUCCUGGACCUCAACAGUCUCUACGAAUGGAUGUUCCGUCCACAGAUUCAUCAACGUUGAGACAAUCGCAGGGUAAAGAUCUGCCCAGAUUUCUAUUGAUAGAAAUGAGGAACUGCUCUGAUCUGGGUAUCAGUUUAGUGGGUGGUAACGCCGUGGGUAUAUUUGUGCACAGUGUGCAGAUGGACUCGCCGGCGUACAUAGCCGGCCUGAGAACCGGGGAUCAGAUACUCGAGUACAACAACAUAGACUUAAGAAGAGCCACAGCAGAACAAGCCGCGCUUGAGUUAGCGAAGCCUGCUGAUAAGGUUAGUGUUCUGGUCAGACAUGACCUGCAACAGUAUCAUGAGAUCAAAGACAAGCCGGGAGACGCAUUCUACAUUCGGGCGGGGUUCGAUCGCUGCGCUAAGAUCACAUCUAUAGGUAUGGACACAAUAGACGAGUACUCUCUGUGGUUCCGCAAGGACGAGGUGUUGUUCGUGGACAACACACUGUACAACGGAGCGCCAGGUCUGUGGCGGGCCUGGCAACUCGACUGCAAGGGUCUCAAGCGCCACUGGGGCACCAUACCUAGCAAGUUCAAAGUGGAGGAGAUCCUGCGGCGGUCGCUGGGCGCGGCGGACAGCGAGGCGGCGCGGCGCGCGUCGCAUACGGCGCGGCGCUCGUUCUUCCGCCGCAAGAAGCACCGCGACAGCAAGGAGCUGGCCUCCUUCUCCAACACCGAGCUGGGCUGCUGGAGCGACUCGGGCACGCUCGCCGACGACGCGCCGCCGCUCUCCUACCAGCGCGUCGAGCGCCUGCACUACGGCAGCCGGCGGCCCGUGGCCGUGCUGGGCCCGCUGCGGGAGAUCGUGGCGGGCAAGCUGCUGACGGACUGGCCGCACGUGUUCGUGAGCGCGCGACCCGAGCCGCGCCACGUGGCCGACCUCACCGACAAGGGCAUUCAUUGUAUAGUGGACGUUACGGUGCCAACGAUAGAAAAGUUACAUAAACAUCAAAUAUACCCUAUAGUGCUGUUUAUAAAGUUCAAAUCGUUCAAGCAAAUCAAAGAAGUAAAGGAUACGCGGUACCCUGCCGACAAAGUGUCUGCGAAGGCUGCUAAGGAAAUGUACGAACACGGAAUUAAAGUUGAGAAUGAAUUUAGAAAUUACAUAUCAGCCGAGAUCCCCGCGGGCGUGAACAUUGCGUACAUGUGCACGCAGAUCAAGGAGGCCGUGGAGGAGGAGCAGAACAAGACGCUGUGGGUGCCGGCCGCGCAGGCCUGACCCCUGCCCCCGCCUCCCCGCGGACCCAAGAGCG